GAUAUUUAACCCGAAAACACGUCAUAUUUGUGGGUCGAGACGACACCAUACGAGACGGCACAGCACGACGUCUGAUUGCAUGGACGGCAGUUGGACCAAUAUUUGAGUCACUCGUAUCCAUAUCGGUGACCAGAAGGUGUUACAAAGCCUUCAAGAUACCGGCGCUGUCUAUAUAAUCUGCUCGUCUCACGUCAACAAAAACAACAUAAAAAUGGUCGACGUCUCUCCAGAAUCACUGCAGCAAUACAUUGGCCGCCCGGCCGAAGAGCUCCCUACUCCCGCCUUUGUACUCAGCAAACCGACCGUGGAACGAAACUGCCAGAGACUUCACGAUGAUGUGCGGAGGUUGGGCAUUGGAUUUCGUCCUCAUGUCAAGACUCUGAAGUCCGAGGAAGUCAUCAGAUUAAUGCUUGGCGGCGCCAAAGGGUGCGUGGCAUCGACGUUGAGAGAAAUCCGGGGCUUGCUUCCAUUGGCAAGAGAGGGUCUCCUGGAAGAGGUCCUCUACGGCGUCCCCAUCCGUCCUUCAGCCCUCCCCGCUCUUCAAGAAAUCUCCAAAACGAUCAAAACUCUCCUCAUGGUCGAUAACAUCACGCAAAUCGACGCCGUCGAAGCCUUCUCCGCCGCCAACUCCGUCGCCCACCCUUGGCACAUCUUCAUCAAAGUCGACAUCGGAGCCGAGGACCGUCGCGCGGGCAUCACACCGACCUCGCCGCGAUUGGCGGACCUCAUCGCCCGCGCCAUUGCCUCCCCUGCCAUCACGAUCGACGGCUUCUACGCCCACGCCGGGCAUUCGUACGACGCGCGUUCGGUCGCUGCUGCUGCAGAGGUCUUGCACGCCGAGUGCGAUGCCGCAGUUUCGGCCGCUGCACAGCUGCCUGCGUCCAUGUCCGACACACCCAUUACCAUCUCCUUCGGCGCGACACCCACCGCGCACGUCGUCGGGCAGCUGAAGCAGAAGCUCCCUCCUCAUUUGCGCCUCGAGCUGCACGCCGGGAACUUCGUUGCCAAUGACCUGCAGCAGCUGGGUACGGGCUGCAUUGAGGCGGGUGACAUGGCUGUGCGCGUUCUGGCCGAGGUGUGCUCCAUCUACCCGGAGCGGAACGAAGCGCUGGUGAACGCGGGCGUGAUUGCACUGGGCCGAGAGCCGGGGCCGAUUCCGGGGUAUGGACGGGUGGAGGGGGCGGAGGAAUGGAUCGUGGGGAAGGUGAGUCAGGAGCAUGGGAUCCUGCGGCCGGUGGAGGGGGCGAAGAUGAAGGCCGAGGAGAGUUUUGCCGUGGGGCAGAAGGUGUUUUUGUACGUUCAGCAUGCGUGCAUUGCGGCGGCGGCGCAUUUUGUGUAUUUUGUCGUGGAUGAGAAGGAUGUGGUGAGGGAGAUUUGGCAGCCUUGGAAGGGAUGGUAGCGGGUCGGACAGGAGAUGCUGGUUCAAGAUCUUAUAAGUAUACGAGAACGCUCCUAUGGAUUACUUCUUACACGGACCUAGGAUUUGCAUUCGUAGCUAAAUAUGUCACUCCUGAGGGUAUGU
Messenger RNA from Aplosporella prunicola CBS 121167, 1522 nucleotides. RefSeq lists its product as uncharacterized. Gene Ontology annotation, biological process: D-serine catabolic process. Gene Ontology annotation, molecular function: D-serine ammonia-lyase activity. Lineage: Eukaryota; Fungi; Ascomycota; Dothideomycetes; Botryosphaeriales; Aplosporellaceae. The record is from RefSeq and is a predicted model, not a curated record. The coding region runs from base 212 to 1399 and encodes 395 amino acids. The transcript has 3 exons.